Molecule: messenger RNA, 5100 nt
Organism: Cricetulus griseus (Chinese hamster)
Lineage: Eukaryota; Metazoa; Chordata; Mammalia; Rodentia; Cricetidae
Source: RefSeq, a predicted model, not a curated record
CUCUGUAAACUGAGAAGAGCAGGAGCGAGCCUCCAGACACAUGGAAAGAUUUAAAAAUUACGGAGGGGGCAACUUCAUGAAUAGUAAAUGUUGUCGUUGCUCUAUAAAGUGACUUGAUGAAAAUAGUUCUGACCCUCAUAAGGCAAAGCAGGAGAGUGGAGGGGGACCGAGGUAGAUACAACUCCCAACCUGAGUAGUGACAGAAAAUUUGCCAAAAUAUCUUGGAGAUACCUGAUAAGGCGACUGGAAUGGUUCUGAUGAGAUGUAUAGUCUAUCUUUCUUACAAUCUUGAGGCCUGGGCUCUGCACACAGGGAAGCGGUGACUGACUGUUUAGAAAGGAAGGACUAGCCAGGAUUCGGGACUUGCUGCUACCAAAUGGCUUGUCAUGGUGCUCUCUUGUCCUGGAUUAGGCUGCUUUACUCUAGCCAGGUACCUCACCCACCCAGGCUCUACCACUCCACUCCCUUGACCUAAGGCAGGGCACACCAGUGCUGGAAGGAGUUUACCGGCUUGGGAAAUCGGGACCUUUGGGAAUUCCUGCUUUCCCGAGGAAAGCAGCUCAGGAUCUGGGAAAAGGAAUGCCACAGUGAACAAAACUCAGAGGUGUGUGUUGUGGGUUAUGUUCAUUUGAGACCUGUGCAUCAAGAAUCACCUGGUGUCAGUGAGCGUCUGCUACUGGGUUUUCUGCUUGCCUUCCUGCCAUGUCUAACGAAGUAGAAACAAGCACAACCAAUGGUCAGCCUGACCAACAGGCUGCACCGAAAGUGCCAUCAAAGAAGGAAAAGAAGAAAGGUUCUGAAAAGACAGAUGAGUAUCUGUUGGCCAGAUUCAAAGGUGAUGGUGUAAAAUACAAGGCCAAGCUAAUUGGUAUUGAUGAUGUGCCUGAUGCAAGAGGAGACAAAAUGAGCCAAGAUUCUAUGAUGAAACUCAAGGGAAUGGCAGCAGCUGGCCGAUCUCAGGGACAACACAAGCAAAGAAUCUGGGUCAACAUUUCCCUGUCUGGUAUAAAAAUUAUUGACGAGAAAACUGGGGUAAUAGAGCAUGAGCAUCCAGUAAAUAAGAUUUCUUUCAUUGCCCGUGAUGUGACAGACAAUAGAGCAUUUGGUUAUGUGUGUGGAGGAGAAGGCCAGCAUCAAUUUUUUGCCAUAAAAACAGGGCAGCAGGCUGAACCAUUAGUCGUCGAUCUUAAAGACCUUUUUCAAGUUAUCUACAAUGUAAAGAAAAAGGAAGAAGAAAAGAAAAAGGUCGAAGAAGCCAGCAAAGCAGAAGAGAAUGGGAGUGAAGCCCUAAUGAACCUUGAUGAUCAAGCUAACAAACUGAAGCUGGGUGUUGACCAGAUGGAUUUGUUUGGGGACAUGUCUACACCUCCUGACCUAAAUAGUCCAACAGAAAGCAAAGAUAUCCUGUUAGUGGAUCUAAACUCUGAAAUCGACACCAAUCAGAACUCUUUAAGAGAAAAUCCAUUCUUAACAAAUGGCGUCACCUCCUGUUCUCUCCCUCGACCAAAGCCUCAGGCAUCCUUCUUGCCUGAAAAUGCCUUUUCUGCCAAUCUCAACUUCUUUCCCACCCCUAAUCCUGAUCCUUUCCGUGAUGAUCCUUUUGCACAGCCAGACCAAUCGGCACCCUCUUCGUUUGAUUCUCUCACAUCUUCAGAUCAGAAGAAAGCGAAUUUGAGUAGCUUGUCUACUCCGCUGAGUAAAGGGCCCCUGAACGGUGAUACCGAUUACUUUGGUCAGCAAUUUGACCAGAUCUCUAACCGGACUGGCAAACAGGAAGCUCAGGCAGGCCCGUGGCCCUAUCCAAGUUCGCAAACCCAGCAAGCAGUGAGAACUCAAAAUGGGGUAUCUGAAAGAGAACAGAACGGCUUCCAUAACAAAUCUUCCCCGAACCCUUUUGUGGAAAGCCCUCCUCCCAAAGGACUAUCGGUACCGAAUGGCGUAAAGCCGGACUUGGAAAGCUCUGUCCAGUCCUCAGCACAUGACUCCAUAGCCAUUAUCCCACCUCCACAAAGUACCAAACCCGGAAGAGGCAGAAGGACUGCCAAGUCUUCAGCAAAUGACUUGCUUGCAUCUGACAUCUUUGCCUCAGAACCUCCAGGCCAGACGUCACCCACAGGACAACCUGCAGCCCCUCAGACCAACCCUUUGGAUCUCUUCAAAACAAGUGCUCCUGCCCCAAUGGGGCCCCUUGCAGGUCUAGGUGGUGUCUCAGUAACACCCCCCCAAGCAGGACCUUGGACACCUGUUGUCUUCAGUCCUUCUACAUCUGUGGUCCCGGGAGCCAUAAUAAGUGGCCAGCCUUCAGGUUUUGGUCAGCCAAUUGUUUUUAGUGCAACCCCAGCAGUUCAAGUUUGGAAUCAGCCUUCAUCGUUUGCAGCCCCAGCUUCCCCUCCGCCCCCUGCGGUCUGGUGUUCUCCCGCCCCUGUGGCACCCAAUGCUUGGUCAUCCACAAGCCCUCUGGGGAACCCUUUUCAGAGUACCACCUUUCCGCCUCCUGCCAUGCCCUCUCAGGCUACUCCUAUGCUGUCCUCUGUUCUGGCCACACCUCCUCAACCACCUCCCAGAAAUGGCCCCCUAAAAGACAUCCCCAGUGAUGCUUUCACUGGCUUAGACCCACUUGGGGACAAAGAAGUCAAGGAAGUGAAGGAAAUGUUCAAGGACUUCCAGCUGCGGCAGCCACCUGUUGUACCCUCAAGGAAGGGAGAGACACCUCCAACUGGGACUUCCAGUGCCUUCUCCAGUUACUUCAACAGUAAGGUCGGCAUUCCUCAGGAGCAUGUAGAUCAUGAUGAUUAUGAUGCCAAUCAACUGUUGAGCAAGAUUAAUGAACCACCAAAGCCAGUUCCCAGACAAGGUCUCCUCUCAAGUACCAAGUCUGCUGACAAUUCACUCGAGAACCCCUUCUCUAAAGGAUGCUUCAGUUCACCACAGCCCUCUGUGGCUUCUCAGCCUGCCUCUUCUGAUGCCCACAGGAGCCCUUUUGGAAAUCCUUUCGCCUAACUUCCGAAGCUGUAAUGCUGACUAUUCAGAGGGACAAAAGACUGGCUUGAGCCAAGGACAAAGCUGAGAGCCAGAAACGUGCUGACCUCUGUCCUUGUUCCACCUUUGGCAUAGUAUCUGUUGCCUUACUUGUCUCUGCCUCUCGUAAAAUGCCUUUCACUUUCUGUCUAGGCUGAAGCUAAACUGAAACUAUGGCUUUACGGAAAUUAAGCUCCUAAACUCUCUUGCUCAAAUAUAAAUGAAGUAGCUUCCCUGCCAAAGCCUUGUCUGUUGUACCCCUAGAACCUUCCAGAAUACUCCCCCCCUCUACCCUCCAGCUGGGAGGUCUGGCCACUUUAGCCCUUCAUAUCAUACUGCCUUGAGUAAAUGUCCAAAUCCUCAUACCUCAAAGUCAUUUGGUAUUCUUAGUGUGCAGCUUAAACCUAAACAUUCUACUAAUAGGACAGCAGACAUCUUGCUUCCCAUCCCCACUCAGAAAGAACUUUUUGAGUCAAUUGAAAGCAAGACUAACUUCUCAAAAGCACAUGGGACCAUCUCAAGAUGACCAUUUCCCCUUAUAAUGACAUUUCUCCUUUAAUUGUGUCAUUUACCAAUCCUGCCCCCAAGAGGUGCUUACAGUAGACUUGAAGAGGAGGAAAUUCUAUCUCCAAACAUAAGGCAUUAUUCAAAGCUUAUAAAACAAUUAAUUUCUCCCUGGGGCCUCAAAUUGUUUUCAUUCCAGACAUUUUGCAGCUGUUUGACCCUGGUGACCUUAUGGCCUGAAUUUUCCUUGAUGAUCCUAGUUUCAUAUCAUGUGAUUUUUUUCUCAAUAAAGAUGAUUAUUGUGUGCAUUACUUAAAAAAAAAAGGUAUAAUUUCUCUUCAUUCUGAUGAUUUCUCCCAGGACCUGGGCUAUUCCACUUUCAAUCUCCUGCUAUUUUAAAUGAGAUAAUAGAGCUGUUUUUUUCUCCCUGUCUUUGUCUCCCAUGCUUUUUGGUUUUUCGACACAGGAUUUCUCUGUGUAGCUUUGGAGCCUAUUCUGGCACUCGCUCUGGAGACCAGGCUGGUUCCGAACUCACAAAGAUCUGCCUGCCUCUGCCUUCGGAGUUCUGGGAUUAAAGGUGUGCGCCACCGACACCUGGCCUCUCCCAUGCUUUUUUCAGUCCAUUUUGCUCCUGGGUUUGAAUAAACAAAUCCAGGAACAGAUCUUUACCAGGAACAAAUUUUUAUGGGUCAAAAGGCAUUAAAUGACUCACAGAUCUUGUUAGUUCAAUGUCUAAACUUCUGAAGGUACACCAUCCUCAUCCUUCAUUUGGAUGGAGAGCCAUUCUCUUAAAGUUCUGAAGAGCAAUUUAACACAGGAGAGGAACUGGAUUCAGCUCGACUUCGAAGGACUAUAUUCAGAAAGCUAAAUGUAAUUGUACCAAACACACUGAGUCCUGACUGGAGGUUGUGUUAUGCCUUAUUCACCUAAUCGGAAAACUUCCUUGAAGCAGCAAUCAUCUAGUGACUAAGACAAAAAUAAACGAGAGGAGAAAGGGUGAUGGACAAAUGUUUGAAAAUCUGCCUGCAAUAUUUUCCUCAUAACCUUGGAAACCUAUGCAGUACGCUGUCCUUUUCAGUCUUUUUGAUAAUCAGGAUUGAAGAGUUUGUUCUUGCUGAACCCUUUAGUUUAGUUUAAAUUGAGUAUUUUUUUUUUAAAUGUUAUCUCUUGAGCCUUAAUGCUCAGGUCUUGUGGGUGUUAAUACAAUCUUAUGUUUCGGUGGAAGAAGAUGACUGCUCAAGGUUUAAACAAGAAGCUGGUCUUGUGAGCCCCUGUUGAUUAGCCCCAAAUGAUCCAAGCUGAAUUCCUGUGGGUUUCUGUUUAAUGCUAAUCAUUAAUUAUCUACGGCAUGUGUUUUUUUUUUCCUGUCUAACUUCCUAUUCAGUCAUUAUAAACAGAGACUUGAAAUCAUACUUUAAAAUUCCAAAUACCUAAAGAUGUGCUAAACUGGAGGUAACUAUUUCUAGAUGGCCGAACUUUUGAAAACGAUGAUCAGCUACACACCCGUUUUGUAUGUACCUGUCUUCUUGUGCACGUUUCUGUAUGCAAAUAAAGCUAUACAUUUACUCAUUCAAUAAA